GCUGUUUAGAUCAGAGCUCAAACUAGAUUCACUUCUCAGGAAGUGAAACUCAGAGAGUUGUUGUCACUGAGAGGAGAAAUGGCGCAGAAAGGAGUUCAGCUGGACGAGGAAACAAUCUCUUGUUCCAUCUGUCUGGAUCUACUGAAGGAUCCGGUGACUAUUCCCUGUGGACACAGCUACUGCAUGAACUGUAUUCAAACCCACUGGGAUGGAGAGGACAAGAAGAAGAUCUACAGCUGCCCUCAGUGUAGGCAGACCUUCAAACGGAGGCCUGUCCUGAUGAAAAGCACCAUGUUAGCAGAUUUAGUGGAGGAAAUGAAGAAGGAACAUAAAGGCCACGACACCGUCUCAGCUGCAGCAGAAAGGACUGAGAGGCAGAGAGACCUGGAGGUGAGUCGACUCAACAUCCAGCAGAGGAUCCAGGACAGAGAGAAAGAUGUGAAGCUGCUCCAACAGGAGGUGGAGGCUGUCAAUCACUCUGCUGAUAAAGCAGUGAAGGACAGUGAGAAGAUCUUCACCGAGCUGAUCCGUCUCAUGGAGAAAAGAAGCUCUGAUGUGAAGCAGCAGGUCAGAUCCCAGCAGGAAAGUGAAGUGAGUCAAGUCAAAGAGCUUCAGGAGAAGCUGGAGCAGGAGAUCAUUGAGCUGAAGAGGAGAGACGCUGAGAUGAAGCUGCUGUCACACACAGAGGAUCUCAACCAGUUUUUACUCAACUACCACUCACUGUCACCACUCAGCGAAUCUACAUCCAGAAUCAAUAUCCGUCCUCUGAGCUACUUUGAGGACGUGACGGCGGCUGUGUCAGAAGUCAGAGAUAAACUACAGGACGUUCUGAGAGAGAAAUGGACAAACGUCUCACAGACAGUGACUGAAGUGGAUGUUUUACAGUCACAACCAGAGCCCAAGACCAGAGCUGAAUUCUUGAAAUAUUCACAUGAAAUAACACUGGAUCCAAACACAGCAAACACACUGCUGUUAUUAUCUGAGGGGAACAGAAAAGCAACAUUUAUGAUGCAUCAUCAGUCUUAUCCUAGUCACCCAGACAGAUUCACUGGAGGUCAUCAGGUCCUGAGUAGAGAGAGUCUGACUGGACGUUGUUACUGGGAGGUGGAGUGGAGAGGGGCAAAAGUUUAUGUAGCAGUCGCAUACAAGAGUAUCAGGAGAGCAGGGAGGGCGAAUCAAUGUUGGUUUGGAUGGAAUGACAAAUCUUGGGCGUUAGAUUGUGAACAAAAACAUUUUAGAUUUAGGUACAACAAUGUCCAAACUCCCGUCUCAGGUCCUCGGUCCUCCAGAGUAGGAGUGUACCUGGAUCACAGUGCAGGUGUUCUGUCCUUCUACAGCGUCUCUGAAACCAUGACUCUCCUCCACAGAGUCCAGACCACAUUCACUGAGCCUCUCUAUGCUGGACUCUGCCUUUCAACUUAUGAUGACACUGCUGAGUUCGGUAAACUGAAAUAGACAGAAGUCAUUUGAGGGACAGAGGGUUCAAUUCUGUGUUUUAACUCUUUUUAAACUCGUUUUGUCUCCAUGUUUGUUGAUCUCUCUUUUUUUCUUCUUCAUAUAAUAGACAAAGUAAGCACAGUUUACAAACUCUUAAAGGAAUAGUUUGACAUUUUGGAAAAUGUGCUUAUUCACUUCCUUGCUGAGAGUUAGAUAAGAAGAGCCAGCAGACGGUUAUCUUAGCUUAGCAUAAAGACUGGAAACAGCUAGUCCGGCUCUGUCCGAAGGUAACAUCCCAGCACCUCAAUAUUUCACCGAUGAAUGACAUUAUACUGUAUCUAGUUUGUUAAAUCUGUACAAAAUCCAAAGUGUAAAAUCAUUAAGUUGUGGUUUUACAGGGGGUUAUGUACCGGACUGCGGGCAUAGUCAGUUCCUGGAGUUGGGUUGUCACUAAGUUGCCAGGCAACCAGCGGAGACUUCAGGAAGUUACUGCUCCUAGUCAAGAAAAAAAUCCCGUAAAACCACAACUUGUCGUUUUUACACUUUGGUUAUUUGUACGGAUCAAACACACGAGACUUGUUAAAUAGUGAUCUUUAGAGGUGCUGAUUGGUGGAUUUUUUUAUUACCUUUGGGCCGAGCCAGGCCAGCUGAUAUGACAGAUAUGAGAGUGGUAACAAUCUUUUCAUCUAACUCUCAGCAAGAAAGCAAAUAAGACAAUCUUCCAAAAUGUUGUAAUGUUACUUUAAUGUCUCUCUAUUGUGAAAAAGGAAUUGCUCUGUUUUUGUCAUGAGGACUUUCUAGUUGGUUGGUUGGCUCUCUGUUCCUGUCUCCAGCCCCAGGCCAUGUACUAUCCUCACACUCCCCAAACCUGCCAUCCUCCAACCAUCCACUAGAUGUCCUCAGACGUCCACGCCCACCUACACACCUGUUCCCACUUUCCCUCAUCAGCCCUGCUGUUCAUAACCGGCCCUUUUUCACACACUCCUUGCUAGUUUGUCAAAGUUGCCGUAUGCCUCAUGCCUUUGAGUUCCAUCUGAUCUGUUUUGUUUUUUCUGGUUACCUGUUCUGGAUGUACCUGCCUGUUUAUCUGCUGCAAUAAAUCAUAUCAGUCCGCCUGCCUA
This is a messenger RNA of Sebastes umbrosus (honeycomb rockfish), 2558 nucleotides long. Its product is annotated as tripartite motif-containing protein 16-like protein. The transcript has 2 exons. Gene Ontology annotation, molecular function: protein binding. Lineage: Eukaryota; Metazoa; Chordata; Actinopteri; Perciformes; Sebastidae. The record is from RefSeq and is a predicted model, not a curated record. The coding region runs from base 79 to 1455 and encodes 458 amino acids.